Aricia agestis (brown argus) is the source of this 3215-nucleotide messenger RNA. RefSeq lists its product as uncharacterized. The record is from RefSeq and is a predicted model, not a curated record. NCBI's taxonomy places the organism in Eukaryota, Metazoa, Arthropoda, Insecta, Lepidoptera, Lycaenidae. The transcript is spliced from 26 exons. The coding region runs from base 84 to 3215 and encodes 1043 amino acids.
UGUUCCACCCGGUAUAUAUGUGCCCAAGGUGAGAUGAUCCACAGUGGGUAUAGGACUACGUACGUCCACACUCCAAACAUAUCAUGAAAGUCCGUGUCGGGGUUUUCUUGGUGAUCCAAGUUUUCUUCGUUUUGGCAGCAGCCGACGAUGUCACCCAAGUCGAAGUCGUCACUGCAACCGAAAGAUAUGUAGAGAAUCAAACAGAGGUUUAUCAGUACGUUGAAGAGAGUACCGAAACUGAAGUCACAGAAAUACAAUCGGACGAUACCCAAUGGUCACCGCAAAACCAGCAAAUAUCGCAGACUGUUGGCCAAAACCAACAAACUACCUCGCAAGUUGUUGACCAAAAUCAGCAAACUACCUCGCAAGUUGUUGACCAAAAUCAGCAAACUAUCUCGCAAGUUGUUGACCAAAACCAACAAACUACGUCGCAGGUUGUUGGGCAAAAUCAGCCAAUAAAUGACGGAGAAAACCAGCAACAAACUUUGCAGGUUGUCCAACUCAAUCACAAGAACGGACAAGCCUCACAAAACCAACAGCCAAUCAUAUCUGGUCGUAACCACCAUAAUCUUCCACUCUUCAAUCAAAACCAGCGACCUAGCUCACAAGUACCAAAACCGCCUGGAAUGAACCAGCAACCACAAAAUAAUGGAGGGCAAAACCCGCAACAUGGCUUCUCAUUAUUUGGUCAUGGACGGGGACACCAAAACCAGCAACAGAUUAAUCAACCUUCCGGACAAAACCAGCAACAGGCACAAAUUUUUUGGCAACAAGUCCCUAACGGAAGGCCUCAAAAUGGAGGAAAUGGAUUGCUUGGACUUGGACAAAGAAGGGGUGGCUUGCUCAAUAAUGUUCUAGGUGGCGUCAAACAAAUUAUAUCUGGCACUUUGAAGUCUGUUCUGGGUAUUAAUGGUAAUCCAGACAUCGUUAACAUAUUGUACCAGUUGACUGGACAUAGAGAUGAACAGUCGGCCUUGCAGUACAUAAGAACUAUCGCUGAAUUUGACGAUGUCGAUGCGGUGUACCAGUUUUUGAGUCAAUGCAAGGGCAACAGGAGUUGGUCGUAUAUUAUCAACUUCUUGAACCAAUUUGAAGGAAGCGCUAAUAUUUCUGUAUUGGUGAGGUUGCUAAGAAUUAUAACCAACAAUAGAAAUGUGCUGAACGCGUUUGACACUAUCAAGCGUGUGACGGGACACGACAACUUUGUCGGCGUCGUCGAGAUACUGCUGCGCAUCACCGGUGGCAAGACUGAAGCUGACAUAAACGAUUAUUACGUACACAACUUCGAAAAACUGCACGGUCUGGAAGCCCUGAGGCAACACAUACUACAAUGGACUGGCGGGAUCGGCUCAGCGGAGUUUAUCAACGUGUUGGAAGCUCUCAAACCGGAAAUCGAUGUAAACGCUACGCUUCAAGUCUUGAUUACUGUUUUGAGAAAAAAUGACCUGGGCGAAGCUACAGCGCAGUUCCCCUCGCUGCUGGGAGUGAAGACCAUGUCACAGGCCGUCAAAGAGUUCAACACCGUCAUGAAACAACCCAAUUUACGUUUCAGUAUCGAAGAGUGUCUACAGCAAGCUGGAAACGUCAAUCUGAAGACUGUUCUACAGGGUAUGUACCGUGUGGUGGGCGCCAACAACCUGCGAACAGUGCAAAUCACCGUGCAGAACCUCUUCAAUGUUAACAGUGUCCUCGACCUGUUCAAGUACAUCAACCGCGUGACCAAGAGCCGCGACCCGGUGGGCGUGCUCGGCACCUUCCUGACCCUCACCCAGCAGUCCAACCUCGUUAACGCCUGCUCCGACAUCCAGAGCCUCACCAGCAGACAGGGUGAGUCAGUACUUAUACAUACACCGCGUGACCAAGAGCCGCGACCCGUGGGCGUGCUCGGCACCUUCCUGACCCUCACCCAGCAGUCCAACCUCGUUAACGCCUGCUCCGACAUCCAGAGCCUCACCAGCAGACAGGGUGAGUCAGUACUUAUACAUACACCGCGUGACCAAGAGCCGCGACCCGUGGGCGUGCUCGGCACCUUCCUGACCCUCACCCAGCAGUCCAACCUCGUCAACGCCUGCUCCGACAUCCAGAGCCUCACCGGCAGACAGGUUACUGUCCUGGAGUUCCUAGAGCAGCUGCAACAGGAAGCCAACAGGGACGGCCUCGACAUACUCAAGAACCUGCUCGUCAUCACCGAGAGACGCUCUCUGGUCCGUGCGUGGGAGAUCAUAAUCACCGUCACAUCGGAGCCUGACAUCUUCGAGGUGGUUAAAUCCCUCAAGUCGUACACGCAGGUGGACAUCAUCACUUUCUUCCAGACCUGGAUGAGAGUCACCAACACCAGCGACGUGCGCUCCGCCUGCAACAAGGUCACCAGGAUAUUCAGAGUCACCGGUUUCUUCAGAUGGAUCAAAAUUAUUCGCACUAUUAUCACUAUUGAUAUUAUAACUUUCAUCAGAAGAUUCGUGACAAUCAGUACUCGACACUCUUUGGAGGAUUCUGUCAUUAUUGUCCAACGAGUGACUGGCAACAGAGAACCCAUUGAAGCUAUGAAGAAAAUAAUUGUAUUGGCCGGAACAACCGAUAUACUCAAAGCGAUCAACUUCAUAAAAGAACAUCCCCUAGCACAAAGUCAAAAUCAAGGUGCCAACAGCAAUAGACCUGACAUUAAUAUUACACCUGCCAUUUUUGCCAAUCCACCACAACCCGUACACCCAACUGAUCCUGUUUCUGGUGACGGUACACCUGCAACUCCACAACCAGGAUCAGGCUCGCCCGCAACGACAUCCGUAAACCCAACUGGUACUGGUCCUGUUUCUGGUGACGGUACACCUGCAACUCCACCAGGCCAAGGAUCGCCCGCAACGACAUCCGUAAACCCAACUGGACCUGUUUCUGGUGACGGUACACCUGCAACUCCACAACUAGGAUCAGGAUCGCCCGCAACGGCAUCCGUAAACCCAACUGUGACGGUACACCUGCAACUCCACAACCAGACCAAGGAUCGCCCGCAACGACACCCGUACACCCAACUGGUCCUGUUUCUGGUGACGGUACACCUGCAACUCCACCAGGCCAAGGAUCGCCCACAACGACAUCCGAAAACCCAACUGGCCCUGUUUCUAGUGACGGUACAGGUGUACCGUCACCAGCUGGUUGUGGAGUUGCAGGUGCAACUCCACAACCAGGCGAGGGAUCGCCCGCAACGACAUCUGCCCUAG